CGAUGUCCUUCCUCUCCAUUGGUGGAUCAUUUUACAAAAAUCACCGUGCGAUUCUCUGUUACACUCUCAUCACUCUCUUUUGGGGAAACUCCUCCAGAUUUUUUGGACGAGAAGGCCAUGUCAACUGGAAGAAACACCCAUUGGUGUUAUAGAUGCAGGCGUCCAGUCCUCCUUCAAGGGCGUGAUGCAGUUUGCUGCUACUGUGGUGGGGGAUUUGUUCAAGAAUUAGACGAUAUGAUGCAUAUAGGUCCUAUGGGUUUUUUCGGCGAAGAAGAUCGGGACCAGAGAUUUGGUCUCCUGGAUGUUUUUUCGGUCUUCAUGAGGCAGCAAUUGGCCGACAGAAAUUUUAACCAUAACGUCAGGGGAAGAGCAGCUUCAGUUCCUGAGCAUGAUGCAGCACUUGGUCCUUUGUUGAUUUUUGGUGGUCAAAUCCCUUUUAGAUUGUCUGGGGCUGGUGGGAUUGAAGCUCUUUUCAACGGGGCUCCUGGAAUUGGUUUUAGACAAGGAAAUGCUGGAAAUCAUUUUAUAGGCCCUGGAUUAGAAGAACUGUUUGAACGGCUCUCGGCUAAUGGUCGGAGGGGGCCUCCCCCGGCAUCCCAGUCUUUGAUUGACGCAAUGCCCACUGUUAAGAUAACUCGGAGGCAUCUUCACUCCGAUUUGCAGUGUCCUGUUUGCAAAGAAAAAUUCGAGCUGGGGUCUGAAGCAAGACAAAUGGCAUGCAAUCAUAUGUAUCAUUCAGAUUGCAUCAUCCCAUGGCUGGAGCAGCACAACUCUUGUCCUGUUUGUCGACAAGAAUUGCAACCGCAAGGACCGGGCAGCAGCCGUUCAAAUGGUCAAAGUGGAACUACCUCCAGUGGAAGGGAGAGCAGACGGAAUCCAUGGUCUUCCAUAUGGCCGUUCCGUUCCUCGAAUUCUAGCUCAAGCUCUAACCAUAGCCGUAGCCAUAAUGAAGGUGCUGGAAGCAGCCCUUCUGGUGUGCACGAGAACAAUCAUUAUCAUUCGAUGGGCUAUAGUGGAUGGCCGUUUGACUGAGUUGUGUGCAUCAAGUAGGUUGUUUUUCUUUGUGUUGUAUUGUGUAAAAGUGAUCUGAGCUCAAUUUCGUCAUCGAACAAAAUGUUAACUAGAUAAAUCUUGCAACGUGGCAGGGUACUAUCUCGUAUGUUCAAACUAAUCUCUGGUCUUUCAUAUUUGAAUAAAGUAUGUAUUUGUG
This is a messenger RNA of Hibiscus syriacus, 1210 nucleotides long. Its product is annotated as probable E3 ubiquitin-protein ligase RHC1A. Gene Ontology annotation, biological process: protein ubiquitination. Gene Ontology annotation, cellular component: cytoplasm. The record is from RefSeq and is a predicted model, not a curated record. NCBI's taxonomy places the organism in Eukaryota, Viridiplantae, Streptophyta, Magnoliopsida, Malvales, Malvaceae. Gene Ontology annotation, molecular function: ubiquitin protein ligase activity. Bases 118 to 1032 code for a protein of 304 amino acids. The transcript is spliced from 2 exons.